Molecule: messenger RNA, 250 nt
Organism: Gryllus bimaculatus (two-spotted cricket)
Lineage: Eukaryota; Metazoa; Arthropoda; Insecta; Orthoptera; Gryllidae
Source: the annotation of a GenBank genome assembly
AUGCCCGGUCAGCUGGCCGAUGACGCCGCCCGCGGCCAAGGGGCGCCUUGUCCUGGCGCGGGCGCGAGCAGCCCAUGGCACUCCUUCUCACGCACCGAAGUGGAGGAAGGGAGACGGGCGUCCGGAUCCACUCAGUAUGUUUGGAGAGCAUCGUACUGCGCGGGGUGGAAAAAGAACAUACCAUUUUCGAUCUACGAGAGGAUCAGCAACGCCAUUUUGUCGCUGGAGGUUCCCAGUUAAUACUGAUCCC